This is a messenger RNA of Anisakis simplex (herring worm), 282 nucleotides long. NCBI's taxonomy places the organism in Eukaryota, Metazoa, Nematoda, Chromadorea, Rhabditida, Anisakidae. The record is from the annotation of a GenBank genome assembly.
GGCGGUAUCGCAGCAACAAUCUCGCAUGUGGACUUCUUUUCGGUGCCCUCACAACGACUCGCCUUUCAAAUAGCUGCAAAUUGUGCAUCGUUUGUAACGGUGAAUGACUUUGCACAAGUUCGAGAUUCGUUAGCUGAUCUCACGCAGCGUUUACUCAUUGAGGACAAACGUUGUUUGGAAUCAGUGAGUGUGUUGUUCUGUCGAUUGGUGGACAACGUUCGAGGACAUGCGGACAAGUUGCGUGAAAUCGCCGGUCAAAAUCAUGCUUUACUGAAGAAUGUG